Molecule: messenger RNA, 2546 nt
Organism: Drosophila ananassae
Lineage: Eukaryota; Metazoa; Arthropoda; Insecta; Diptera; Drosophilidae
Product: NADH-quinone oxidoreductase subunit F-like
Exons: 1
Coding region: 646-2001 (451 amino acids)
Biological process (GO): mitochondrial electron transport, NADH to ubiquinone
Molecular function (GO): 4 iron, 4 sulfur cluster binding; FMN binding; NADH dehydrogenase (ubiquinone) activity
Source: RefSeq, a predicted model, not a curated record
GUUAAAUUGGUAUAUAUUACAAUUGUAAUAACCAACAUUACUUGUGUAGAGAAAAGUUACGAAAAGAAAUAGAGAUUUUCAGGGAAGUAGUAUAAAAUCCUCAUAGAUUAAAAUAAGCUGCUUUGACAGGUUUUGUGGCGGCUAGAGCUGUAUAGACUGGUGGAGGCAAGCGGGAUCGAACCGCUGACCUUCUGCGUGCAAAACAGAUGCUCUACCAGCUGAGCUAUACCCCCAGGUAAUUCUUGCUUAAAGCAUAAAUCACUCAGGCUGAAAUGCAAGAAAUAUUUAUCUAUUAGGCUAUUGCUAAAUAGUGUACAAAUUCUGCAGGGUGUACACACUUCUCUAUUUUUUUGUCUCCUUAGCGUUAUACGUCACACCAUCCAAAUAAAUCUGUGAACUGAAAAUUAACAAGAAGUUUUCCUUUAAAAAUUUUUUAACUAAAUUAUCACUAACGCAGUAUAUUAUAUAAUUCAUUUAACCACACAUGAAAAUUUUAGUUUGAUUAAAACGGAUAAAAACUGUAUUGAUGUUUAGUAUAGCUGAAAAAUGAAAUGAUCCCGUAGCUCAGCCGGUAGAGCAACUGACUUUUAAUCAGUGGGUCACGCGUUCGAAUCGCGUCGGGAUCACUCACAAAUUUUGAAAAACAUGCUAAAAGAACAAGACAAAAUAUUCACCAACCUAAAUGGUAAAGAAACUCCACUACUUGAGGGUGCAAAAAAACGUGGUGGUUGGCAAAAAACAAAGGAAUUACUGGAUUUAGGAUCAGAAAAAAUCAUUGAUGAAGUAAAGAAAUCUGGCUUGAGAGGUCGAGGGGGUGCAGGAUUUUCCACCGGCCUUAAGUGGAGCUUUAUGCCCAAAAAUCUCCCAAAAGCAUAUUUAGUAGUCAAUGCAGAUGAGUCAGAACCUGGUACAUGUAAAGAUAGAGAUAUAUUGCGAUAUGAGCCACAUAAGUUACUUGAGGGAAUUCUCCUGGCCAGCAGAGCGAUCAGCGCAUCAGUUGCGUAUAUUUAUAUCAGGGGUGAAUUUUAUAAUGAAUAUUUAGUUCUGAAAAAAGCACUUGAGGAAGCCUAUAAAGAAAACUUAAUUGGAAAAAAUGCCUGCAAAUCAGGUUAUGAUCUUGAUGUGUUUAUCCAUAGGGGUGCAGGAGCUUACAUAUGUGGAGAAGAAACAGCUCAACUUGAAUCAAUUGAAGGAAAAAAGGGCUUUCCUCGCAUGAAGCCUCCAUUUCCCGCAGGUGUUGGACUUUUUGGCUGCCCAACCACAAUAAACAACGUUGAAACUAUAGCCAUGGUUCCAGAUAUUCUAAAUCGCGGAGGAGAAUGGUUUACAUCUCUUGGUAAACCAAAUAAUACUGGUACCAAGGUCUUUUGUAUUUCAGGACAUGUAAACAACCCGUGUAAUGUUGAAGAAGAGCUCGGAAUUCCAUUACGUGAAUUAAUUGAAAAAUACGCAGGUGGAGUGCGAGGAGGUUGGGAUAAUUUACUUGCUGUAAUACCUGGUGGGUCUUCAGCGCCAUUAAUUCCAAAAUCUAUAUGCGAUACUAUUGAAAUGGAUUUUGAUUCAUUAAGAACUGCACAAUCAGGGCUUGGUACUGCUGCUGUAAUAGUGAUGGAUAAAUCAACUGAUAUAAUAGCUGCAAUAGAGAGGUUAUCACACUUUUAUAUGCAUGAGUCCUGUGGACAAUGCACACCAUGCCGUGAAGGUACUGGAUGGAUGUGGAGGAUUAUGAAGAGGAUGGUGGCAGGAGAUAUUAAACCUGAUGAAAUAGAUAAGCUGCUUGACCUUACCGUCUUGCAUCAUAAUUUUGUUUUAACCUGUGUUCUAAUCCCCUUUUUAAACCACCCAUGUCCAACCUUUGAAUGUGUGCCAAACCGUGAUUCAUCAAAGAAAAAUAGCUCUUUUUCUGGAUACUUGCUAAUAGCUCCAUUGAGAUUUUUUUUUGAAUUCCUCUUGUUUGCUUUUAUCUUGUCCAUUAUGAACUGGUCUUGGUGUAAUAUAUGAGAAUUUCAUCUUUUGCAUAUAGCGGUGUACUGUAGAUUUGCUGAUAUUUAAUCUGAACUUUUCCUGGAUUCUUAUUCUCAUUUCUUUAAUGGUAAUAUUAGGAUUUUCUUCUAUCCACUCUUCAAUUUGCUGUAGUUGAACCUGAUUUAAUUUAGUUUUUCUACGGCGUUGUGGAGGAGCAAACAGUUUUUCUUCUCUGCCAAAUUUCAAGAGUUUUACCCACGAAGUUAGUGCGCUUCUUGAAAUGCAAUAUAUUUUUGCUACAGCCGUUAUACUGUACUUUUUUGCUGCAAUUACAGCAUUUAGUUUUUUUGAAACAUAUGCAUUAUUCCUUACUUUCUUCAGCAUUUCUUUUGCUGAUUCUACUACUUUUUCAUCCAAUAAUUUUGAUCUUAAUGCCAUUUAUACCUCAACUAUUUUACUUACUUCAUUAUGGCUUUUCUUCCAUCUUUGUCCAUCUGUUUGCCGUGUAAUGGGAAUUGGUAUAAGAGGUUGUCCGGAAACUAGUAAAUUCAAGCAUAUUCCCUCUUUAACAUAACCCUACU